This is a messenger RNA of Sipha flava (yellow sugarcane aphid), 564 nucleotides long. RefSeq names its product ATP synthase subunit d, mitochondrial-like. Gene Ontology annotation, biological process: proton motive force-driven ATP synthesis. The record is from RefSeq and is a predicted model, not a curated record. Gene Ontology annotation, molecular function: proton transmembrane transporter activity. The coding region runs from base 1 to 564 and encodes 187 amino acids. NCBI's taxonomy places the organism in Eukaryota, Metazoa, Arthropoda, Insecta, Hemiptera, Aphididae. The transcript has a single exon.
AUGGCGGCAGUCAAACGAUUUGCUCAAUCCAUGGUGAACUGGGACGCAAUUGCUGAACGUGUGCCCAAAGCGUUCUACGUGGCCUUCAAGUCCAAGUCCGAUGCAUACAUUCGCAAAAUGUCGGCUUUGCCAGUUGAGCCUUUGAAAAUCGAUUGGGCGCUGUACAAAAGUAAAGGUGCCCAACCCGGCGUGGUCGAAAACUUUGAAAAGUUGUACGAGACACUUAAAAUCCCAUAUCCCGAAGACAAAUAUACCGGGGUUAUUGAUUGUCAUGAAGAAGAAACCGUGAAAGAAAUCGAACAGUUCAGAGUUGAAGCCGAGGAAAUAAUUAAAAAAGCGGAAAAAAGGCUCGAAGAAAUUCAUAAAUUGUUGCCCUUCGGUCAAAUGACAUAUGAAGACGCUGCUUAUGUGGUUCCCGAGUUAACAAUAGACAUGGUGAACAAACCAUCGUUCUGGCCACACAGUGAAGAAGAUUACAUGUUCGAUGAACCAGAGGAAAAAAAUGUGAAAAUUGAAAAACAAAAAAAAGAUGAUGCCGCUCAUCCGGUAGAGAAUAUUUCAUAG